GUAGUCCUAGGUUUUAGUUGUGUGUCUCUUAGACCAUCACCGUGUCCGUGUCAGCUAAGCUUGCACUUGGUGCCUGUCAUUUCCUCCAGCACCUUUUAAUAUCUUAGCUUUUAACUUCUAACCGUCCGACUAUUUGAGCGACAUGGCGUCUGAGGAAGACCAGCCAGUGCAGAUGGACGUCCAUGGCGAAGGAGCAGGCGAUGCUGCCGCCACCGACACCGGAGCAGCCGCGACUGACGAUCCCAUGGCACAAGACGGGGUUGAAGAGAACGGAUCUGCUGAAGCGGCCGCAGCUGCCGCCGCUGCGGCUGCUGCUGCAGCUGCCGUGGCGGAGGCAGCAGCGGAGGAGGAAGCGGCGGCGGAAGAGGCGGCUGCGGCUGCGGCUGCUCAGGCCGGCGCUGGUGAUGAUGCUGCUGCGGCGGACGGUGCAGCCGCCCCUGCUGCGGAUGGUGCAGCUGUUCCUGCAACUGAUGCUGCAGCUGCUGUUCCUGCUGCCGAUGCUGGAGUGACCCCUGCAGCCGAUGCUGGAGUGACCCCUGCAGCCGAUGCUGCAGCUCCUGCCGGCGACGGGGUACCGGCUGAAGCUGCUGAGGCUGCUGCCGCUCCUGCACCUGAAGCGCCCGCGGCGCCGGCGGCACCGACGGAGGAGGAGCGACUGUGGGGUCUGGUGCGCGCCAACUCGGGCGACUUCGAGUCGUGGGUCGCGCUCAUCCACGAGAGCGAGAAGUCGGACAAGCUGGAGGGGCUGCGCGCCGUGUACGACACGUUCCUGGCGGAGUUCCCGUUGUGCUUCGGGUACUGGAAGAAGUACGCCGACCACGAGCAGCGCCACGGCAACAAGGACAAGGUGGCGGAGGUGUACGAGCGCGCGGUUGCGGCUGUGCCGUACAGCGUCGACAUCUGGCUGCACUACGUCACGCACCUCAUCGCCACCGUCGAAGACGCCGAGGAGAUCCGCAGGCUGUUUGAGCGCGCGCUGGUGUACGUGGGGACGGACUACCUGUCGCACACGCUGUGGCAGAAGUACCUGGACUACGAGGGCGGCCGCGCCGAGUGGAGCAAGGUGGCCGCCGUCUACACGCGCAUGCUGCAGGUGCCGCUGCAGCAGCUCGACCACUACUACCACGCCUUCCGCCACUUCGCCACGUCCCACACGCUCGACGAGAUCCGCACGCCAGAGGAGUCCGCAGCAGCCGCAGCCGAGGUGGCGGCGGCCGCUGCAGCGGCGCUCAAGGUGCAGACAGCAGCGCCCUCGCAGCCUGCUGGGGAGGACGCCACUCCUGCUCCCGGUGCGGAAGAGCCCAAGGAGGGAGACGCAGAGGCGAAGGCAGCUGAAGGCGAUGCUGCUGCUGCUGCUGCUGCAGCAGCAGCGGACGCUGAUGCUGCCCCAGGAGCAGAGGCUCCUAUGGCUGAUGCUGCCCCUGGCGAUGCCGCUACCGCAGCCGUCCCUGCUGCUGCCCCUGCUGCUGCUGCCCCAACGCCUGCCCCGCCGCCUGCAGCAGCGGCCGCGCCAGUGCCGGUGGCGAAGACGGACGAGCAGCAGCUGGCGGAGUACCUGGCGCUGAGGGACGUGAUGUACCAGAGCAGCAAGCGGCGCGACGCCGAGAUCCGCGAGUACGAGGUGGUCAUCAAGCGCCCCUACUUCCACGUGAAGCCGCUGGACGAGGCGCAGCUGGGCAACUGGCACCGAUACCUGGACUUCACAGAGAAGGAGGGCAGCAUCGCACGGACCAUCAACAUCUACGAGCGGUGCGUUGUGCCGUGUGCCAACUACCCCGAGUACUGGGUGCGCUAUGUGGAGUGCAUGGAUGCCAAUAACGAGGAUGAGAGGGCUAAGGACGCGCUGCUAAGAGCCACGGCGGUGUUUGUUAAGCGCCGCCCGGAGAUCCACCUGUUUGCCGGCCGGUACAAGGAGCAGCAUGGUGACGUGGAGGGUGCCAUGUCAGCGCUGGACACGGCUGCAUCGCUUGCAGCUGGUUUGCUGGAGCUGACUGUGCAGAAGGCGAACCUGGAGAGACGACAGUCGGGUGCAGCGGCGGGGGCAGCAGUGCUGGACGCAGCAGUGGAGGGGGAGAAGGCGAAAGAGGGCUCCAAGAUCCUGCCCUACCUCUACCUGCAGCAAGCACGCUACCUGCUCACUGUUGGAGGAGAGGAGGAGAAGGCCCGGGAAGCAUUCAAAGCAGCGAUCGACGCCGCACCUGAGAACAGGACCAUCUGGCAGGCGGCCAUCUCCUUUGAGGCGUCAGUGCCUGGCGCGUCACCGUCGGUGCGCAUGGGGCGAGUGGAAGCACUGGUGGCCGACGCACUCGCCAGAGCCAAGGCUGAUGGCACUCCGCUGCUCUCUGCGGCUGACAGGGAGGACAUCUCGACCGUUGCCUUGGAGCUGGCGGAUCUCUUGGGAGACGCAGCAGCAGUGAAGCAGGUGGCAGCGCGCCACCGCUCGCUCUUCCCCUUCAAGCGCCCCUCCACUGCCGCCGCCACCGCAGCUUCUGCCGAUUCCCGCAAGCGCUCCCACCCCGAUGCCUCCUACCAUGACCGAGCUGGCGGGUACAAGCACCACCGGGCCUCCGCUCCCUCGUCCAACUACUACGGUGCUGGCGGUGCUGGUGGCUAUGGAGCUGCUGCUGCAGGAGGGUAUGGGGCACAGAGGCAGCAGGGAGGGUGGCAGCAGCCGGCAGUGGCGCCAGUGGCACCGGCUUCACCUGCUGCUGCUGCUGCUGCUGCGCCGGUGGCUGCUGUUUCGCCGGCUCAGCAGGGGCAAUGGGGGGCGUAUGGGCAACAGGCGUAUUCAGGCUAUGCUGGCUACAGUGGUUACUCAGCCGCCCCUGCCGCGGCUGCUGCUGCUCCUGCUGCUCCGCAGGCUGCUGCAGCAGGAUAUGCGGCGUAUGGGCAGACUUAUGCUCAGCCAUAUGCUCAGUCUGGCUAUGCUGCUGCACCGGCUGCUGCUGCUGCCCCUGCUGCUGGUGCUGCAUCAGGGUAUUAUCAGCAGGGUUAUUAUGCCCAGUAAUACUCAGGGUUCCUCUAGAACUUCCCGCUACAGAGCGCGUUUGAUGGUCGAAGUGUUUCGACCUUCUCAGCAUUGUAUUCGAGCAGUAACCCUUUUCCCUUGCAUAUGAAAUGUGUCUUGUUCUUGAGCUACUACUACAAACCGGAGGGGAAUGAAAGAUUGGCUAAUUG
This is a messenger RNA of Closterium sp. NIES-67, 3177 nucleotides long. The record is from the annotation of a GenBank genome assembly. NCBI's taxonomy places the organism in Eukaryota, Viridiplantae, Streptophyta, Zygnematophyceae, Desmidiales, Closteriaceae.